Molecule: messenger RNA, 1287 nt
Organism: Letharia lupina
Lineage: Eukaryota; Fungi; Ascomycota; Lecanoromycetes; Lecanorales; Parmeliaceae
Exons: 4
Coding region: 1-1287 (428 amino acids)
Source: RefSeq, a predicted model, not a curated record
AUGGAAACACCCGUUGGCAACGAGGCCGGACCUCCAACCACAGAUCAAGACGUAACUCCAGCCUUCCUGGCGCAGAGCCUUCAACCAAACAUCUAUGCAGCGUGCAUCGUUGUCACUCUAGCCGCGACGAGUGCAGUUGCGCUUCGCUUACUAUGUAGGCGACUCGCUAAGGCGUACCUGUGGUGGGAUGAUUGGAUGAUUGUUGCAGCAUUGACGCGAGGAAGUACUGAAGCCAUGGCAAUCCACCUCUUUUGCAAAGGUGAGUUUUUUUACGAUGAGACCAAUCGUCCCGCAGGAUAUCGUAUUGACAAGGAGCAGAGCUUAAUUGCCACUCAAACCAUUUACUUUUGCGCGCAAGCGCUCGUGAAAGUCUCGAUUCUGCUAUUGUACCACCGCCUCUUCGGAGUCGUCGAAUGGUUCCGAAUCGCACUUUGUGUGGCUGGUGCGUUGACCAUCAUGUGGUGGAUCGCUGCAAUCCUGGACUCGAUAUUCCAAUGUGUACCCGUACAAGCCAUCUGGGACAAAAGCAUAAGGGAUCCCAAAUGCCAGGAUGUUAGAGCCUCUGCGCUGGGCACCGGGAUCUCGAACAUGAUCCUCGAUAUCAUGUUCUUGAUCAUUCCGCUUCCAAUGAUAUGGAAGCUUCAAGUCACCAGAAAGAUCAAGAUUUCUUUGACGGGUAUCUUCCUUCUUGGAGCUUUUGUCUGCGCCACCUCCGCUGUCCGCAUACACGCAAUAUACAAGACAGACUGGACCUUGACAGAUCCAAGUUGGACUGGCUUCGGCUUAGGGGUCUGGAGCACGGUAGAGUCAUGCUGUUCGGUCAUAGCAGCUUGCCUACCAACGAUGAGGCCUCUUCUUACCCGCGCCCAAGCUCAUACGUCACAUGCGAAAAGUACGAGCACCAAGUCAUUAAGGACCCUCAACUUCGUUAGCAGCGGCAGCAAAGGGGGUCCUCUUUCCCCAAUUUGGAGCCCACCUUCGCCGUCAUCUCCAAGGAAAGCUCCAUAUCAGAGUCUGGACGAGUACUUGCCUGAUCUGGAGAACGGAGAUAGCUCAUUCGGGAUGAAGAAAUCGCCUCGGACAUGGCAGAACGCGAGGUUCGAUUCACAUGCGACGUACGCAAAUCCUUCACCGGGCUUUGGACAAGACCGGCCAUUUCAUUCGACACUGAGGUCGGAGGAGUUCGGGAAAGAAAACCCUCCAUUGUCUUUGCUGGAGCCCAGAUACGUUGGGCCAGCGAGAUUUGGACGCGGUGGUGCGUGUCUGCAUGAGCAUGACGGUGUUUAG